This is a messenger RNA of Closterium sp. Naga37s-1, 2478 nucleotides long. NCBI's taxonomy places the organism in Eukaryota, Viridiplantae, Streptophyta, Zygnematophyceae, Desmidiales, Closteriaceae. The record is from the annotation of a GenBank genome assembly.
AUGUUUGUAUGGUGGGUAGGUAGCGCACCUGUAGUCCUCCCGCACUCUACUGGGGAACGAUCCCAGUGCCCCACCAACAUGCCGCACUCUUCCCCAUUCUCCUCCUUUUCCCACUCUCCCCUUUUCCCCACCCUCCCACCUGCCCUAUGCUCCGAAUCUCCGUUUCACCCCGUUCCCACCUCCCACCUGCCGUGUGCUGAUUCGCGAAUUCUUGAAGUCGGACUGCUGAGUGCUGGUGGUGGGAGCGGGUGGGCUGGGCUGCGAGCUGCUCAAACACCUGCUGUGACCCACCCUUUUCUCCGUACCACCCCGUUCCCACCUCUCACCUGCCCCGCCCUCCUCCUCGCCACCCCUUCCCCACCAUGUCCAUUCAACCAGAUCCGCGACUUCUUGAAGGAGGACUGCCGAGUGCUGGUGGUGGGAGCAGGCGGGCUGGGCUGUGAGCUGCUAAAGGACCUGGUGCUGUCGGGGUUUGGCAGCAUAGACGUGAUUGACAUGGACACUAUCGAUGUGUCAAACCUUAAUAGGCAGUUUCUGUUCCGCCCGGCUGAUGUGGGCAAGCCCAAGGCGGUGGUGGCAGCAGAGCGAGUCAUGAGCCGCGUGGGCGGGGUGAAGGUGACCCCUCACUUCUGUCGCAUAGAGGACAAGCCCGCCUCCUUCUUCAGCGAGUUCAAUAUCAUCGUGUUGGGCCUCGACUCGCUGGAGGCGCGCUCCUACAUCAACAGCCUCGUCUGUGGCUUCCUAGAGUACUCUCCUGAAGGCGAGCUGGACUUAACCUCCAUCCGCCCCAUGGUGGACGGCGGCACGGAGGGCUUUAAGGGGCACGCGAGGGUGAUCAUCCCGGGGGUGACGCCGUGCUUCCACUGCACGCUGUGGCUCUUCCCCCCCCAGACCAAGUUCCCCCUCUGCACGCUCGCUGAGACCCCGCGCUCGCCCGCGCACUGCAUUGAAUACGCGCACCUCAUUCAGUGGGGCGAGGAGCGGCCAGGAGAGUCCUUUGAUGCGGACAACUUGGAGCACAUACAGUGGAUCUACCACAAGGCUCUCAUUCGCGCCCAGCAGCACAGCAUCACAGGGGUCACUCUCUCCCUCACGCAGGGAGUGGUGAAGAACAUUAUCCCCGCUAUAGCAUCAACCAAUGCCAUCAUAUCAGCAGUGUGCGCGCUGGAGACUCUCAAGAUCGCUACAAUGUGCUCCGCAGGGAUGAACAACUACGUGAUGUAUGUGGGCACGCAGGGCGUCUACUCACACACUGUGGCAUAUGAGAGGGACCCGGAGUGCCUCGUGUGCAGCGCUGGCGUGCCUGUGACCGUGCCUUCCACAGCCACUCUGCAGCAGUUUAUCGACCAGCUAUUGGCCGACUCUCGUUUUGCCGCCCGCUUGCAAGCACCGUCCGUCUCUUUCUAUGGAUCCAACCUCUACCUCCGUGCCCCUGCGGUGCUCGAAGAGGCAACUCGGCCGAAUCUUUCCAAGCCACUGAAAGAGCUGAUGGAUGGAGUGGGCUGUGUGAAUGGGGAGGAGGGCGGAGAGAAAAAGGGUGUUUCGGCUGGAGGGGUGUUGAAUGUGAACGAUAAGAAGCUAGCAGGUGUGCUUAGAGUGAGGGUCUCUUUCAAUGACGAACUUGCUACAAAAUACAACCUUCGCUACACUCUCGUGUUUACCGGGCCAGCCACCGCACCCAAACGAAUCGCCUUAUAUCAGAGGCAACAGCAGCAGCCCGUCAUCACGAUCCCCCUUCCCCUCCUCGCCUGCGCACAGCCCGCGCCUUCCGUGUGGCACUGCUCUGGCGCACCUGCCUCGCCUCCCCUCCCUGCUGCUCCCCUUGCCGCCCUCCUUGCUGCUGCUUCUGCUGGCGCUGCCGGUGGUAGCACUGCCGGUGGUAACACUCCUGGUGGUAACGCCGCGGGUAGAGACACUGCAAGUGGCAUCACUGUGAGCGGUACCAGUGGCAUUGGUUUCUCUGCUGCGGUGGUGGGCGCUGGGAGCAGCAGCAUGGGCGCGUUAUCUCAAGCCAAGGCGUUCUACGCUGUCCCCUCGGCGCUCACGCCGGUGCUCUACCCCACUGCGGCCGCCCAGCUGGGCGGAGCAGCCAAGGGAGGCGCCACUGUCUCUGUCUCCUCCACCAAUGCUCUCGCCAAGAUCAACUACCUCAUCAUCGUACUCAACCCCACUCAACCCCUCCGGUUGGUCAAGGUCUCCCUCUCACCCCCCUCCUCCGCCUCUCCCUCCACCUCCUCCUCCACCUCCUCCACCUCCCCUCUCUCCCUCGCCUGCACGUGGGUCGCCCCACUCCCCUCGGUGUGGGUCUGCCGAGGAACAGCCAUGGCGGCUCAGGUCUCCCCAGCAGCCAAGGCGGUGGCAGCGCUGCCAGCACUGCCUGCAGGGGCGAGGAGUGCAUGUGUGGUUGGAGUGAGUGUGGAAGGGGGGGUCGCUGCAACCCAAGCGGCACAGGGGGCGUUGGUGCGAGUGGACUUUUGA